This is a messenger RNA of Clonostachys rhizophaga, 2859 nucleotides long. The record is from the annotation of a GenBank genome assembly. Lineage: Eukaryota; Fungi; Ascomycota; Sordariomycetes; Hypocreales; Bionectriaceae.
AUGGGCAACCAUCCGUCGUCUGAGAAGUCCGGAAGGAUUCCUCAGAAGCUGCCCAAGUCCCAGGCUGCUGGGACGGACGCAAAACCAAAUGGCGCGAACCAUGUCUCCAACUCUUAUCUGGCCGACCCACCAAGAAAUCCGGAUCUGAGGUCGUCUAAACAGGCCAAGCCGAGACUCAAGGAUCAGCCAAAGCCCCAGGGAGGCCGAGAUGACGCGCCGGUGGACAAUGUUCGCAGACGAAGCGGCAUUGACCAGCACCCGGCGCUUCCUCACCCUCAAGUUGGCGCUGUCAACCAGCAGAAGAUUGCUGGCUUGGGGAAUAACGACACGACAGAUGGGUCGAUGUCUAAUACGAGUAAUAUUCCCACAGUUAUUCGUGGGCAACAUCGGCCGCCGCGGAACCGAUCAGACCAAGCCUACGACCGGGACACUUAUGAGAAGCUGGCCGGAGGACACCAUCCACAGGGCACAUCGAGUACGCCAAUUAGUCGCACGCAAUCCGACGCUUCACUCUACAUCCCGAUCCGCCGGAGGUCCACCACCGAGACACCAGGUGUUGCAACCCGCCUAGAGUCUCCGGUCAAGGCUACUCCAACGAAAAAGAAGGACACCCGAAGCAGCUUGCCACCGGCCUUUUCGUCUUUCAAUUUCGAAGAAUAUGCGAACCAGAUGAAGCGAAGACUGUCGACCCCAUCACCAUUCACGGGACCGGAGAAUCCAAUUCUAGUAGAGACACCCUCUGAGAACGAUUACAAGCAGCUUGGCGUGAUGAAGUUCGGCUCAUUGAGGAUCAUAAAUGGCGGGCCAGUCUCGACUCCGGCCGGGGCCGUGAGCAAUUCAAGUACGUCAGAUGAUGAACAUGGCGAUUACUUUGAUCAACAGCACAGAGGACCUCGUCCCGGAGCUAUGAACACUGAGACGAAAAAGCCAAAGGACGUCAGGAGAGAGGUGCCCAAAGAUUCGGAUUCAUGGCCAAUGGCACCAGGAACAACUCAGACAGAUGAGAAAUCAGCUAGCUCCUCAAACAACUUAGGAUCACAUACCAAUAUGGCGACGAAGAGUGGCCAAACCACAACAGGGUCGAGAGUGAACCGAUCGGACAGUGGCAUAAGCUUGAAACACUCACCCAUAAGGCCCGAUGCACAACAUUCAGAUAGCGGGUAUAGCUCCAGCCUCUCCCUCCGAUCUAUUUUUGGCUCAAAGAAAAAGCGCGAGAUGGAGCAGAGAGCGGCCGAGAAGGAGAAGAUUGAGCAGACGCGUACCCGCCGCGAAGAGCCACAAUCCGCUCCUUCUAUUCAGCAGGUUGCUCAUGGGGUGCGAUCGAACCAAACUCUUUCGGAAAAGCCAGCACUCGGGACCGAACAGGCGCCACACGGAAGUGUGGAAGGGCACAAUUCUGAUGCUAAUCCACAAGGAAUUGCUGCUGCUGCCGUCCUUUCUUCGAAAUUCUCGGCCUCAAGAUCACGCUCAAGUUCUACCCGUUCCAGGGAGGCACACACACGAACAAGCAUCGAAGAGCCAGUUCCUAGGCGUUCGCAAGAGCUCUCGCGUUCAACUUCAAGAGGGAGGCUUAGGGCUGACUCUGGAAAUGCUGUCCCGCAAGGACAUGGGAAGAGCCAUAGGGGGACCCAGCCAAACCAGGCCCAUCCUGUUCCCCCGACCGCACCCGCAAAGUCUCCAGCAAGGACUCGAUCUAAUUCUUCGCGCUCUGGGGAGAAUGGAACUUCUAAAACGAUAGAUGAAGGACCCGGGCUUUCAAAACCAACCAAACUCGAGCGACUUUUUGGUAGCAGGCGGCGAAGCUUGCCUGAUGUGCACUCUACACAACUUCUGAAGAGCCCCCCUCCUCCCAUGCCCACCGAUGCGCAGGAGAAGCUUCGAGAGCACGCAUCAAAUGUUUCAAGAAAGAGUCUUGACCAGAAGCGUACCGCAGAGCCCGGGCAGAAGCAGUCGGGAGCGUCAAAACCCUCGCAUCUUUCUCGUGCAGCUUCAAUGCUUGUUUCCAAAUCCAAGUCGAGAUCACCUGAAAAACACCGGCUCUCAAAACAAUUCAACGAAGACGAGGGGAUAGAUUCUGAAUCUCUCAUAGGGUUUGAGGCUCAAGUUGCAAGUCUUGCAAGUAUUCGUAAGAGCGCUGGGAACAGCGCGUUUGACCAAGCUUUUGUUUCUAUGUCUAUCGAGUACGAGGGCUACGCCAGACUUGAGAGAAACGGGCCCUCUAACAAUGCACCUGUUCCCAAACAUCCAAAGCAGCAACCACGCCUCAGGACUAGAAGGUCUGCCCCCGAAUUUCUCGAAACUGUCAGGGAGUCUGGAAGCUUCAAUGAUCUGGAUAGUUCCCUGGAAAGUCUGCAAAGGGCUCCUCCACCAGUGAGCCUUAAUACCAGAGGCAGCAAGAAAAAGAGGCGGUCGAAACACCAUACCAGCGCCCGUUCCCAGGCUCUCGCUGGAGAAUCUGAGCCGGUGCCACCACUACCCCCGGCUCCGUCGAAGCGCCAAGCGGGCGAUAAGUUUGACCCCCAUCGACAAUAUCUCAGUCACUCCCUACGUACUAUCCCUAUUGCAUCUGCGGAGCACCACAGACGCGAAGAGAGUCCCAAAGAUGCCCGAGAAAGGUCUGGACGGCACAAGUCGAUGCCACCUCACGGCUUCAGCCGUUCUGGUCGAUCGCGACCUUACUUCCCCAAGCCCGGCAUUGAUGGGCCAUCUCAUAUUUCUGGCCAGUGCGCAUCCGACUCGAGCUUGAGCGAGAGCUCUCCGGGUCAACCGGGGGACAGUAGGCCAGAUGCUCCUCCUUACCGAGUUCUGCAUAGCUAUAACUCACCAUCAUAUCGAGGUGUUCCAAUCUGGAGUUCUUAG